Pteronotus mesoamericanus is the source of this 1574-nucleotide messenger RNA. It is a transcript of the gene TSR2, whose product is annotated as TSR2 ribosome maturation factor. Lineage: Eukaryota; Metazoa; Chordata; Mammalia; Chiroptera; Mormoopidae. The coding region runs from base 14 to 631 and encodes 205 amino acids. Gene Ontology annotation, biological process: maturation of SSU-rRNA from tricistronic rRNA transcript (SSU-rRNA, 5.8S rRNA, LSU-rRNA). Gene Ontology annotation, cellular component: nucleus. The transcript has 5 exons. The record is from RefSeq and is a predicted model, not a curated record.
UCUGGGCAGUGCUAUGGAGGGAUUGGUCUGCCUGGGGAUCACGUGGCCCAGGGGCCAGAUGAUGGCGGGCGUAGGGGAAGAUUUGAGAGCCCUCUUUGGAGCUGGCGUCCGCGCGGCGCUGGAGGCCUGGCCUGCCUUGCAGAUCGCUGUGGAGAAUGGCUUCGGAGGAGUGCACAGCCAGGAGAAGGCCGAGUGGCUGGGAGGUGCAGUGGAGGAGUACUUCUUCCGCAAUGCUGACUUGGAGCUAGAUGAGGUGGAGGACUUCCUUGGGGAGCUCAUGACGAAUGAGUUUGACACCGUUGUGGAAGACGGGAGUCUGCCCCAGGUGAGCCAGCAGCUGAAGACCAUGUUCCACCACUUCCAGAGGGGUGAUGGGGCCGCUCUGAAGGAGAUGACCUCCAACAUCACCCAAAGAAAGUGCAAGGUUAGAGCCACCACGCUUAUGACAGCCAGGGAGAUGGAUGAGGAUGAUGCGGACAGCGUGGAGGACAUGGAGGUCACAGCUACGAAUGAUGGGGCAGCUACUGAUGGAGUCCGCCCCCAGCCUGAACCCUCCGGUACAGACUCCCAGACUAUUAAGGAAGAGGAUAUAGUAGAGGAUGGCUGGACCAUUGUCCGGAGAAAGAAAUGAGUGGGUCUGGAAAUGGUUUGGGCCCUCGUUUGCUAGUUGUUUUGAGAUUUUUUUCAAGGCUUGUGGACCUUUGGACUGGUUAUCCCAUCUCCACCCUCUCCCUCUUCCCCUGUCUUGCUUCCUCCAGGGGAAGAAGAGCACUAGGGUCCUUGGUCUUGGGGUGGUGGGACCUGGUUCACCACAUCCCCUUGGGCUAUAAGUUACAAUCUGAAUGAUGAAUGAUGAGGCCUGGUUUCGCAGCACAGUGCCUUAGGUGCAGUCAGUGUGAAGAGAGAAGGAUGAGUGGGUGUAGCUGUGGCUGAAGAAGCUGAAUGCUGUUUGAGAGUGCGCAGGUAGAUUUAUGAAGGGAGAUGACCAGCAGAACCAAUACUUCUGCGGGGUCAGGAAUAGUGAGAUGAACAUACAGCUGGAAGAGAGAUUCCUUGAUGAUGUGAAUGAGAGUUGUGACACCUCUCCCACUUCCCUGCUACACACACACAGACACACACACACACAGCAGGAGCAGCAGCAGCUCUAUACCCCUGUCCAGAAAUUGGAACCUCCCAGGAACACUCCUUUCUUGCAGCCCGGCCUCCAGCCCUGGGUUCCUUCAGGAGUUCUAAGACCUUGGCAAGGUAUUGAGCUUGGGUGACCUGGGCUUUGUUUUUUUGUUUCAUACAACCUCUUUCCAAACUCUUCAUCCAAUUCCAUCCAAGUCCAGGAAUGAGGCAUAAGACCUGAAUAAAUAAUACCUUAAUGUUUAAUCUGUUUGCUUGACCUGUUGUAAAUAGCCUUGGAGUCAUCCUUCUGGAACCUGAGGUUCAGAGCUCAGCAAGGGAGCAGUUUUUGGGCCCAUCCUAGCAGUCUUGUACUUUAGACAAACAGACAGACGAAUGGAGCACAGCAGUGCCCUGAAAGUUUCCGUAAGCCUGAAAUAAACUGUAUUUUUCUUUAAAAAACAAAA